GGCGGCGCUCGCCUGCUGCUGCUGACUACACAAUCCAACAUGGAGUAGUGAGAGAUGGGGGCUCCUCUUCGAGACCAGCGCGCAGGCUUCAGCCACGGCAGAACGCGACGCGAGGCGAACAAUCAUCGAUAUAGCCAUCGGGAUGUUGCAUAACGCGAGGAUUCCUGGAUCUUUUAGCAGAUGCAUUGCAAACCUUGACGGAUAGAGAGUGCAGUGCGCGGAGGAAGAACGAAAAUAAGGAACGCUGAAGCGGAUUUGGGGGAAACUCGUUGAUGCACUGGACUUUAAAAAAAAAAAAGGCGAGGUGGAAAAUCGAGACAACAUGAAGCCCGAACGCUGCGCGCCCGCGGCAGGAUAUUAUUUUUAUUGUAGGUGAAACGAGGGGGAAAAUGACUGAGGAAUCGCACCCAGACGAUGACAGUUACAUAGUGCGAGUGAAAGCUGUGGUAAUGACGAGGGAUGAGUCUAGCGGGGGUUGGCUGGCUCAGGAGGGCGGAGGUCUCAGUCGAGUGGGCGUCUGUAAGGUGGUCCCAGCUGACCUGGAGAUCCUGGGACGCAACGGCUUUCUCAUCUUCGGCGAGAGACUCAAAGACAAGCAGGUGAUCCUGCAGUGCUUUCUGAAGAAAGAUCUGGUCUACACUAAAGCCACGCCCACUUUCCAUCACUGGCGAGUGGACAACAGGAAGUGUGGCCUGUCGUUCCAGAGCCCCGCUGACGCCCGGGCGUUCGAUCGCGGCGUGAGGAAGGCCAUCGAGGACCUGACGGAGGGCUCCACUACUUCUUCCUCCACCCUGCAGAAUGAAGCCGAACUGGGGGAUGAUGAUGUUUUCACGAAUGCCACAGACAGCUCGUCGAACUCUUCUCAGAAGAGAGAGACGUCCAUGCAGACGCUCGCACCCAUCAGCUUCUCUGAGCCCCACCACUGCAUUCUGGGACAUCUCUAUGACCAGCACAGGCACUCUGACCGUUUCUACCUGGAACAGACGGUGCCCAUGUUCCCAUGUUCCCGGCACGUACGGUUUCACGAGGAGGACGAGGAAAUCGUCCGGAUUAACCCACGCGAGCGCUCUUGGCUAACGGGCUACGAGGACUAUCGGCACGCCACCACAGCCACGCGGGGCAAACCUCUGCGACCGGACGCCACGGACGCUUACGUUCAUCUCGCAAAGAUCGAACCUCCCAAACACGACUACACUUACUCUUACCCACUCAGUGGGGACGGACACACUCCCCGCGACAGCAAAACGGGCAUCGGCGGAGGCGUGGUCACUGGUCAGCCGCGACCGCUAACUGCUAAAUGGCUGCCGCGGCGCGUGGAGGACAGCAGAGAGCGCUUACGGUGCGUGUACUGUCAAAACAUGUUCAGUCCGGCCGAAAACAGGCGCGGGCGCUGUCAGGAGGCCCCGGACCCCGUGCAGACGUGCAUUCGUCGGGUUAGCUUCAUGUGGUGCGCGGACAGCCUGCUCUACCAUUGCAUGUCGGACCCCGAGGGCGACUAUUCGGACCCCUGUUCCUGCGACGCCAGCGAAGAGCGCUUCUGCCUGCGCUGGCUAGCACUCCUGGGACUGUCGCUGCUAGCGCCCUGCAUGUGCUGUUACGCGCCGCUGCGAGCGUGUUACCACUGCGGCGUCGCGUGCCACUGCUGCGGCGGCAAGCACAAAGCCGCGGGGUGAAACAUGCUAGCGCACCAGCAGCUGGGGGAAAUUACAGCGGGAAAUGCUAAUGAAAAGUGGAAGAAUGAACUUGUGGCUGCAUUUGAGUUUUACCCCUCCCAUUUUUACGUUUUGUUUUCUCAAUUUAAUUGUACUGGACAGCUGUGUCCUGGUUUGUAUUUUUCUUUGUUUUUAAAAGAGUAACCCUCAGCUUCCAUUUAAAAGACUACACGAUAAAUAUUCAUUUAUAUAUGAAAAGUAUAUAUAAAUAUAUGUAGAUAUAAAUAUAUAAAUCCAGGUACUUUAUA
Messenger RNA from Rhinichthys klamathensis goyatoka, 1960 nucleotides. RefSeq names its product sprouty related EVH1 domain containing 2a (gene spred2a). The coding region runs from base 390 to 1673 and encodes 427 amino acids. The record is from RefSeq and is a predicted model, not a curated record. Gene Ontology annotation, biological process: negative regulation of MAPK cascade; multicellular organism development. Gene Ontology annotation, molecular function: protein kinase binding. The transcript has 6 exons. NCBI's taxonomy places the organism in Eukaryota, Metazoa, Chordata, Actinopteri, Cypriniformes, Leuciscidae. Gene Ontology annotation, cellular component: membrane.